AUGGGCGGACAUCAACAAAGACAAUGGACGCCGACUAAGAGACGAGGCCCGAUAGCUGCUGAAUUUUCAGGUCCCGGACCAGCUGCCGUAGCGUUACCAACUCUCGUCGGAAAUUUAGUACCAGAAUCCAAACGUGGACGUGCACCGGCCUUUAGUUUUGGUGCUAGACACAACGAAAAAAAUGACAGCGCCGGACCGGGACCUGGUCAAUAUAAUAUCACCGGGUUGAGUGCAAAAGGCAAAGACACACCGCCGGCGUCUACACUGCACUCGAGGCCCAAGGAGGUGAGGUCCGACAACUUCCCCGCACCGGGCGACUACAACCCGGAAAAGGCCGAGAAGGUGAUCCACGAACACUCGCCGCAGUACACGUUCGGACUGAAAACGCAGGUGGACAAGCCGAACCCGAACCCGGCGCCCAACGUGUACAACAUCCCGACGGUUAUGGGAGCGGCCAAGGAGGGGCACUUCAAGGCAGCCCCGUCGUUCAGCAUAUCCGGCCGCACCAAGGAAUUCCCGGACGGCCGGCUGCUCAACCCCGGCCCCGGCGCUUACAACGACGUAAGCGCUGACAGUAUUAAACCGAAAUCGCCGGCGUACACGGUCAGCGCCCGGUACAACAUGCCCGGCGACAGUUCCCCCAGACCCGGCCCGGGAGCGUAUUCUCCCGAAAAGGUUCAAGUUGAUUUGUCCCAAGCACAUUCAUUUGGAAUUAAACAUUCACCGUAUUCUAAUUCUUUUGGCAUUGGUUACUGA
Macrosiphum euphorbiae (potato aphid) is the source of this 756-nucleotide messenger RNA. The record is from the annotation of a GenBank genome assembly. Lineage: Eukaryota; Metazoa; Arthropoda; Insecta; Hemiptera; Aphididae.